CAGUUCUGACAGAGAGGAGAGGUUUCUAUUUUUAGGGAGACUGGAAUGUACACUGAGGCCUCUCGAAGGAUUUCUCAACAACAAAUAACAUACCCGUGCUCGCCUCGGUCUCUAUAAACAUCCACCUGCCAAACUGAGAAAGUGAAGAACUUUCAGAAGUUUUGGAAAACAGAGGGACGAGUUUGAGCUUUGCUUGAGGUUUGACGGUCAAUUGAUAUUUAGAGGACUAUCUAGAAUGUGCUUCAAAUCAGCUGAGACGGGCUUAGAUGGUCCAGUAUCAGAAGUUCUGCAUUUUAAAGACAAAAACCUGAUCUCCACCCUCUUACUGGAGCUGAACAACUUGAGAAAGGACCGAAUUCUCACUGAUGUUGUUCUGUGCUCUGAGAGCAAGGAGAUCCCAUGUCACCGCAAUGUCCUGGUGUCCAGCAGCCCCUACUUCUAUGCCAUGUUCUGCAGCAACUUCCUGGAGACCCAGAAGUCCAGGAUAAACCUUGAAGGAGUUCCUCAUGAAAUACUUGCAAUGAUCGUGGGGUAUGUGUACACAGGGUCCAUCAGCAUCAGCAUGGAGCUGGUUCUCCCUCUGAUGCAGGCCGCCUCAAUGCUUCAGUACGGAAGACUUUUUGAGGCCUGUUCGACCUUCCUGCAGACCCAGCUCAGUCCAGACAACUGCCUGAGCAUGAUCCGGCUUUCCGAAAUCCUGCAUUGCUCCAGCUUGCAGGAAAAAGCGAGAGAGCUGGCCAUUAAGAGCUUCUCAGAUGUGGUGGUCUCUGAGGACUUCUGCGAACUCUCACUGCCAGAACUGGUGAGCUACUUGGAGGACGAUAAGCUGUGCGUUGAAGAGGAGCAAGUUUUUGAGACUCUUCUAGCUUGGAUUCAUCAUGAUCCAUUCUCCAGACAUGGCACCAUUCACGAUUUGUUCCGUCGCGUGAGAUUGAGACACGUCCACCCUUAUUAUCUUUUCCAGUUUAUUGCCAAUGACCCUCUAGUUCAGUCGUCUUCUAUAUGCACAGAAAUUAUCGAAUCCGUUCGUCGCCUUCUGUUUUCUGUCGGCACUCAUUGUCCUGGUGAUCUUGAGCCUCUGUGGAUGACACCACGACGUCAGAACUGUAAAGAGGGGCUUGUAGUAGUUGGAGGACGUAAGAAUGGUGAACAGACAUCCCGUGAGGCGCUACUCUAUGAUGAACAAUCUCACUGUUGGAAAUGGCUUGCAAAGAUUCCUCUUCGGCUCUACAGACCUGCUUAUAUCUGCAUGCACAGCAUCCUUUACGUACUAGGAGGCUUAACAAUGAAAUCAGGAGGACAAUGUACACCCAGCAACACCGUCUACACGCUUUCUCUAAAAACAAAUCAGUGGCGAAUGGGAGAACCCAUGCUGACGUCCCGAUACGGCCAUCAGAGCGCCACCUACCUGCAUUUUAUAUUUGUUCUGGGUGGAUUGGGGGCUGAUGGACAGCUGUCUAAUGAGGUGGAGCGAUACGACACUAUGUUUAACCAAUGGGAGGCCAUGGCACCAAUGCCCACUGCAGUUCUGCAUCCUGCUGUAGCCGCACACGACCAGAGAAUCUACGUGUUUGGUGGGGAAGACGCUAUGCAGAAACCAGUGCGAAUGAUCCAGGUGUACCACAUUGGAAGGAAUAUGUGGUCCAGGAUAGAAAACAGAACAGUGAAGAAUGUUUGUGCACCUGCUGCAGUGAUUGAUGAUAAAAUCUACAUUGUAGGCGGAUACACAAGAAGAAUGGUAGCUUAUGAUGUAAAAAGCAACACAUUUGACAAAUGUGAAAAUAUGAAAGCCAGGAAGAUGCAUCACUCUGCAACUGUUGUGAACGGCAAGAUCUACGUGACUGGAGGCCGUUUCUUUAACAACCACGAGCGUGUGGAAGACUCAGACAGCUUUGACUGCUUCGACCCAAAGACAGACUCAUGGACGUCAAUGGGGAAGUUGCCAUUCAAGCUAUUUGACCACGGCUCAGUACCACUGGUCUAUCUCUCUGAUAAGUUUCUGCCAACAUGAUUGUAUUUGUGUCAAAGUGUUGGUUAGUGACUUAAAGAGCACCCAUGAUGAAAAUCAUCUCUUGUAAGCUGUUUGGACAAAACUGUUGUAGGUAUAGUGUGUUCACAGUCAUAUUGGGGUGAUAUAAAGACUAUAAGUCAAAAUAGGAUCCAAAUUCCUCCCAUUUUGAGGCCCACUGCAACGUGAUGUAGGAGUGCGGUUUCCCCGCCCACCAAAUUGAUUGAUUGACAGCCACGUAUUAACAUGUCUCCAUAGCAACAUGUAGAAUCAUAUCAACAAGACAGAACGUGUGCAAAGCAACCGGGAUUAAAAGAUCUGUUCAGCUCUCUGUGAUAAUCAAAUGUGAUCAAAAAUAAGUUUUACAAGUUUAAAACGUUUUUAAAACAGUGCAUGUUUGUAAUGAAUUACAGAGAUUUUACAGUCUUUAUUUUAUCAGCACAACCGCGAGAUGACACUUCAAUCCCGGUUUGUGGACGUUAAAUCAGGGUUAUUUUGUACAUUAACAAAACAGAUAUCAUACAGCAGUGGAUAUUAACGUUUAUCCUGUCACAUUUGCCGUGCAAAAACAGUGCAAAGAUAAACGCCACGCUGUGUGUGUUUGUGUGUAUGCGUGAACUUUAUAACGAUGUUGUGUGUGACUCAUCGAAAGGCUUGAGUUAACUCCACAACAAAUACAUCAAAUAAUCAUUGGGAAAGUUCCUACUGUAGUAAUUCUCACAAACGUUACCUGAGAUCUGCUUCACUGUGCUGUUUAUCUGAUGCCGCCAAGGCGGAGAUUGAGGCACACUCUGAGAGGCAUGUGGGAAUGGUGGGCGGGGAGAACUAGCAUUAAAGGCACAGGCUACAAAAACAGCUACAUUGCGUUUAGAGCAGAAAAUUCCAAUAUUAACAAAGGUAUAAUAAAUAAUCUGAUGGGUGUUUUGAGAUGAAACUUUACAGACACAUUCUGGAGACACAAAAGACUCCUCUUAAAUCUUGAAAAAGGGGUAAAGAAGGUGCCCUUUAAUGCAAAUGUAAAAUAUGUCUGUCUCCAACUGAAAUUCUUGCUGCACUGUAUUUGAUAGAUCACAUUUAGAAAAUAUGCAAUGACAACGCAAAUGACAGACAAGCAAAAUAAAGCUUUGGUGGUUUCCUUUUGUACGUGUUAAGUUCUAAGUAAAAUAACUAAUAAUAGUUGUUAAAAUGUCAGAGCUAUAGUCCAAUGCUGCAUGAUAUUUCAAAUUAAGCAAGUAAGACAUCAUUUUAGCUUAAUUGUCAAGACUCUCUAUAACUUGGUCUAGUGCACAUUCGUUUACACUAUAAUACACAUUACCUAUGAACCUGAAGAGUUUGUUUUGAAAUGUUUUGAACUUGAAAUUGAAUAGUUUAUUCACAUUCCUCUAUUUUGUAAAUUGGUUAUGAAUGUAUUUAUGUGAUUGUUUGUUUGUUUGUUUGUUUGUUUUUAAAUAUAUAACAGUUACGUUCUGUUAGAAAUUAAUUGAGUGGAACAUUAAUAAAUAAAGACGGUUUAUUAUUAAA
This is a messenger RNA of Danio aesculapii, 3529 nucleotides long. RefSeq names its product kelch-like family member 38b (gene klhl38b). Bases 236 to 2011 code for a protein of 591 amino acids. Gene Ontology annotation, molecular function: protein binding. NCBI's taxonomy places the organism in Eukaryota, Metazoa, Chordata, Actinopteri, Cypriniformes, Danionidae. The record is from RefSeq and is a predicted model, not a curated record. The transcript has 4 exons.